AUGGCGGAGGCUGCCCUCCACAUAGGCCAACAUGAGGCACUUGGGUCUGACUCUAAGUCAAACAGGAGACCGUGGAAGAGCUGCACGCUGCAGGAGGUGGUCGAAGAGCUGGCGGAUGGCUUCAGGUACUCUAUCUCCCUGGACAAGGGGCAGCUGCACCGUGCCACCAUCAAUAACCAGGGCUGCUCUGAGCUGGCCACUGUGCAUGUCAGCUUUGGUGGCUCACACGUGGAGGGCCAUGCCUACCUUCUGCCAGGCCACCUGGAGCACCUCAAGGCCAUUGAGGCCGAACAGAAAGAGCCAGCUCCAAAGCUCCUGUCACUUCCAGAGCCAGAGCCAGAGCCAGAGCCAGAGCCAGCCUCUGGGCUAGAGCCAGCUCCAGCUCCAGCUCCAGCCCCACCGCCUGUGGCAGAGUUUGAGCCAGCAUCACCUGCAUCGGACCCUACAUGGCUGGAGGAAGGGCCACCAUUAACUUCAGCCCCAGUGCCGGCUCCUGAACUAGAGCCCACUGGGCCCUGGGCUGUGACCACCGAAAACCAGCUGAGGGAGGAGAAGCCGAACCUCUUGGACUUCCCUCCCUGGCUGGUGGCAGAGCAGCUGACAAGGAUGGAGGCGGAGCUGUUUAAGAAAUUGGUGCCCGCCCACUGCCUGGGCUCCAUCUGGUCCCAGCAAGACAACAGGGAUGGCGAGUACUUGGCACCCACCAUCCGUGACACUGUGGCACACACGAACACCUUGGCCAACAGUGUCAUCGCAUGA
This is a messenger RNA of Equus quagga, 759 nucleotides long. RefSeq names its product ral guanine nucleotide dissociation stimulator-like. The coding region runs from base 1 to 759 and encodes 252 amino acids. NCBI's taxonomy places the organism in Eukaryota, Metazoa, Chordata, Mammalia, Perissodactyla, Equidae. Gene Ontology annotation, biological process: positive regulation of GTPase activity; Ras protein signal transduction. Gene Ontology annotation, molecular function: guanyl-nucleotide exchange factor activity. The record is from RefSeq and is a predicted model, not a curated record. Gene Ontology annotation, cellular component: plasma membrane. The transcript is spliced from 5 exons.